UGUAUGGGAUGCUAUUAAUAACUAAACUGGCAGUACCGUAUCGCUUCCUCGUUACUAUAGCAUCGUCUAGUGUAGCAUCUCUCCCAAUAUCAGGGACACAUGACAACCAAAUAGGAUCAUUAUCACUUCUCAGAAUCCUAGGGCACUGACUGGGCACAUGUACAAUAUUAGAUGGGGCUUUUCUUCUUGCAGUUUACCUAGAAAAUUCAUUUGUAAAUCGUGUACCUUUGAUUCACUUUAGAAAUGGGAAGUUUAGCACAGUCAGUCCUAUUGUGUUGCUGCAUGGGGCUUAAUCAUUUUGAGCUUCACGUGUGAAAAUAGGUUGGUUGAGUUUACUGCUAUCCUGCACAGCUGUCAGCUUCCCCUCCAGAUAGAAGAUCACUGAUGUGAGAUCCACUGCUCCAUCUACUACUGGGAUAAUUACACUUGUCAUAAACCUGUGCUUUAUACAAACAUCUCAUUUGAAAUCCACAGUGAAGUCACUUUUUAAUAAGUAAGUGGAAGCUUGGAAGAAACUGUUGGGGACGUAGAACUGGUUUUGCUGGAAUGAGGUGGUGAGGUUUGAGCCAUUUUUUCAACGGAAGGGUCAACGCUAGUUCUGGAUGACAGAAAGUAAGGAUGAGAGGUCUGCAGUAGAGUUGACACCAUAACCAUAUACAAUGCCUUUCCAAGCACUAAGUUCAUUCAAGGAAAAAAUCCUGAAUCCUGGAAAGGAGGAGGCGAAGAAUAACAUAGGUGACUCACUGGGGCACCUGCAAAGGAAAAUCGAUGGCACAAAUUUUGAGGAAGAUAAUAUUGAACUGAAUGAAGAUGGACAGCCUGUUCAAGCCCCCACUCAUAUACUUCCGCAAUUUGAUUGUCAUUGCUGUGGUUUGCCCAAGCGUUAUAUCAUUGCCAUUAUGACUGGCUUAGGAUUCUGUAUUUCCUUUGGAAUUAGGUGUAAUCUUGGUGUAGCUAUUGUCGAAAUGGUAAAUAACAAUACUGUUUAUGUUAACGGAAAGCCAGAAAUUCAGAAAGCUCAGUUCAACUGGGAUCCAGAAACUGUUGGUCUGAUCCAUGGAUCGUUUUUCUGGGGAUACAUUGUGACCCAGAUUCCUGGAGGAUUCAUAGCAAAUAAGCUUUCUGCCAAUAGGGUAUUUGGUGCUGCUAUUUUUUUAACCUCAGUCCUAAAUAUGCUAAUUCCAUCAGCAGCAAAAGCACAUUUUGGGUGUGUUAUAUCGGUGCGAGUUCUCCAAGGUCUUGUUGAGGGAGUGACGUAUCCAGCAUGCCAUGGUUUGUGGAGUAAGUGGGCGCCCCCACUGGAGAGAAGCAGACUAGCAACCACUUCUUUCUGUGGAUCCUAUGCUGGUGCGGUAAUCGCUAUGCCAUUGGCAGGGAUACUUGUACAGUAUAUUGGAUGGUCAUCUGUUUUUUAUAUUUAUGGGGUGUUUGGCAUUAUCUGGUACGUGUUCUGGCUUCUGCAUGCUACAGAGGGCCCAGCUGCACAUCCUUUCAUCAGCCCUGAGGAAAAAUCAUACAUUGAAUCAAGUAUAGGAGAAAGCAGCAGUUUAGUUACAACUAGCAAAUUCAAAACCCCUUGGAAGAAGUUCUUUACUUCAAUGCCAGUCUAUGCAAUCAUUGUAGCCAAUUUUUGCCGCAGUUGGACAUUUUACUUAUUGCUCAUCAGCCAGCCUGCUUACUUUGAAGAAGUCUUCGGGUUCCCCAUAAGUAAGGUUGGUCUACUGUCGGCAGUCCCGCAUAUGGUGAUGACAAUAAUUGUACCCAUUGGAGGGCAGCUAGCUGAUUUCUUUAGAAGCAAGCAGAUUUUGAGCACCACGAAUGUAAGGAAAAUCAUGAACUGUGGAGGUUUUGGAAUGGAGGCCACGCUGCUGCUGGUAGUUGGAUAUUCUCACACUAAGGCCAUUGCAAUUUCUUUCCUUGUUCUUGCUGUUGGAUUCAGUGGCUUUGCUAUAUCAGGUUUUAAUGUGAACCACUUAGACAUUGCCCCCCGAUACGCCAGCAUUCUUAUGGGGAUCUCAAAUGGAGUUGGAACCUUAUCUGGAAUGGUGUGUCCACUCAUUGUUGGUGCUAUGACAAAGCACAAGACACGUGAAGAAUGGCAGAAUGUAUUUCUUAUAGCAGCACUGGUCCACUAUAGUGGUGUUCUAUUCUAUGGCAUCUUCGCUUCAGGAGAGAAGCAGGAAUGGGCAGAUCCAGAAAACCUUAGUGAAGAUAAGUGUGGAAUUAUCGAGAACGAUGAACUAGCAGAGGAAACUGAACUGAACAAUGAAUCAUUCACCAGUCCAACAAAAAAGAGUUAUGGCGCCACUAUUCAGAGUAACGAAGUACGCAGGUCAGGAUGGAGGAAACAGAAGGGAAUGACACAGGACUUUGACGAACAAACUUCCUAUCAAUAUGAAAAUGGGAAUUUUCAGGACUCCUAAGAGCAAUGCACAUGUGUUUACACAAGCUUAAUGCCUAUGUCAUAAGAUCACUAUUCAAUGACAGUGCAAGAGCUGAAAGAAAACCACUUAAGUAUUGCUGUUAAGUGGGUGAUAUUGAUCAAUACUUCAUGUAAAUGAGGCAGAAGAAAUGUCACAUUUAGAUUAGCCACUGACCACAUUGAUUUCCUAUACCAGAACAUGGUACAGAGCACAUUGAAUUAGUAGUCCCAUUUUUCAUGCUAUGCAACUUUAACAUGCAUGUGUCAUUGUUGAGGGGUCUCUUUUGAUUGAUACAAUUCGUAAUGAUGAUAAAUUUUAACAUCUUACAUUCAGUAUUGUCUCCCUUAGGGAUAAUAAAUUGCUGUUCUGUAACA
Messenger RNA from Rana temporaria (common frog), 2797 nucleotides. RefSeq names its product solute carrier family 17 member 8 (gene SLC17A8). Gene Ontology annotation, molecular function: L-glutamate transmembrane transporter activity; neurotransmitter transmembrane transporter activity. NCBI's taxonomy places the organism in Eukaryota, Metazoa, Chordata, Amphibia, Anura, Ranidae. Gene Ontology annotation, biological process: neurotransmitter loading into synaptic vesicle; transmembrane transport; monoatomic anion transport. The record is from RefSeq and is a predicted model, not a curated record. Bases 660 to 2423 code for a protein of 587 amino acids. Gene Ontology annotation, cellular component: excitatory synapse; synaptic vesicle membrane. The transcript is spliced from 12 exons.